Quercus lobata is the source of this 3450-nucleotide messenger RNA. Its product is annotated as plasma membrane ATPase 3-like. NCBI's taxonomy places the organism in Eukaryota, Viridiplantae, Streptophyta, Magnoliopsida, Fagales, Fagaceae. The record is from RefSeq and is a predicted model, not a curated record. The transcript has 21 exons. Gene Ontology annotation, cellular component: membrane. Gene Ontology annotation, biological process: proton export across plasma membrane. Gene Ontology annotation, molecular function: P-type proton-exporting transporter activity; ATP hydrolysis activity; ATP binding. Bases 391 to 3255 code for a protein of 954 amino acids.
UCCAUUUUAUUUGUAAGACAAGGAAACACCUGUCCCAGGUAGUUUCAAGUAUUGCAUAUUUGCUCUAUUAAAGAGAAGGAAAUUGCAUCAACCAGAGUAUAAAAAUGAAGUUAAUAGAAUGUGUGUACCCGCCAAGUACAUGAUCUACUUUGAGCUGUUUAUCCGCCACAAAGGACAAAAAUCGUGGCCGAAAAAAGCUGCCACUUGAAGAUUUAAGAGAGAGAGUGUGUGUCAGAGAAAGCAGAUAGACAGGGUGCAAAACAGAGUAUAACAUAAGGAAAUGAGACAGAGUGCACUGUUUUUCCAUUGAUUUUCUUGGGUGGUUUUGACGUUUUUCGCUUAAUAUUUAUUCCCUUUUAGUAGUGCUCCUGAAAAUCAAGAGGCUUUGAGAUGGAUGACAAGACUGAAGUUUUGGAGGCUGUGGUAAAAGAAGCUGUGGACUUGGAGAACGUACCAAUUGAAGAGGUUUUUCUGACCUUGAGAUGCAACAAAGAUGGUCUCACAACAGUGUCUGCUCAGGAAAGGUUGGCCAUUUUUGGCUACAACAAGCUUGAAGAGAAAAAGGAAAGUAAGUUUUUGAAGUUCUUAGGAUUUAUGUGGAACCCUCUCUCAUGGGUUAUGGAAGCUGCAGCUAUUAUGGCCAUUGCGCUUGCCAAUGGAGGAGGAAAACCACCUGAUUGGCAAGAUUUUGUUGGGAUUAUUGUUCUGCUACUUAUCAAUUCAACCAUAAGUUUUAUAGAGGAGAACAAUGCUGGAAACGCUGCUGCUGCUCUAAUGGCCCGACUUGCACCCAAAGCUAAGGUCCUUAGAGAAGGGAGGUGGGUUGAAGAGGAUGCAGCUAUUCUUGUUCCUGGUGAUAUAAUUAGUGUUAAGCUUGGGGACAUUAUUCCUGCAGAUUCUCGCCUUCUUGAUGGUGAUCCCUUGAAAAUUGAUCAGUCUGCACUUACAGGGGAGUCCCUUCCUGUGACGAAAGGCCCUGGUGAUAGUGUUUAUUCAGGUUCCACGUGCAAACAAGGUGAGAUUGAGGCAGUGGUCAUUGCUACUGGUGUUCAUACCUUCUUUGGCAAGGCUGCUCACCUUGUGGAUUCCACAAAUCAAGUGGGACACUUUCAAAAGGUGUUGACUGCAAUUGGGAAUUUCUGUAUAUGUUCAAUUGCCGUGGGGAUGAUUAUAGAGAUCAUUGUUAUGUACCCAAUUCAACACCGGAAGUACCGCCCAGGAAUUGACAAUCUGCUGGUGCUUCUUAUUGGAGGAAUUCCCAUUGCCAUGCCCACAGUUUUAUCUGUGACAAUGGCAAUUGGGUCCCAUCGCUUAUCUCAGCAGGGAGCUAUCACUAAAAGAAUGACAGCAAUUGAAGAAAUGGCAGGGAUGGAUGUGCUUUGCAGUGACAAAACUGGGACUCUGACACUGAACAAGCUUACAGUUGACAAGAAUCUCAUAGAGAUCUUUGCAAGGGGAGUGGACGCAGAUACUGUUGUUCUGAUGGCAGCUCGAGCAUCCCGAGUGGAAAAUCAAGAUGCAAUAGACACUGCUAUAGUGGGAAUGUUGAGUGAUCCAAAGGAGGCUCGAGUUGGUAUUCAAGAGGUUCACUUCCUUCCAUUCAACCCAACUGAUAAGCGAACAGCUUUAACAUAUAUAGACAGUGAGGGUAAAAUGCAUCGGGUCAGCAAAGGUGCACCAGAGCAGAUUUUGAAUCUUGCACACAAUAAAUCAGAGAUAGAACGUAGAGUCCAUGCUGUGAUUGAUAAGUUUGCAGAGCGAGGAUUACGUUCUCUUGCAGUAGCAUACCAGGAAGUUCCUGAUGGGAGGAAAGAGAACCAAGGAGGGCCAUGGCAGUUUAUUGGUCUCAUGCCCUUAUUUGACCCGCCUAGACAUGAUAGCGCAGAGACAAUACGAAGAGCAUUGAAUCUUGGGGUGAAUGUUAAGAUGAUCACAGGUGAUCAACUGGCAAUAGCAAAGGAAACAGGACGCCGUCUGGGAAUGGGAACCAACAUGUACCCUUCAUCUGCUUUGUUAGGACAGAACAAAGACGAGUCAAUAGCUGCUUUGCCUGUUGAUGAUCUGAUUGAAAAAGCUGACGGAUUUGCUGGAGUUUUCCCUGAGCACAAAUAUGAGAUAGUAAAACGUCUGCAAGCUAGGAAGCAUAUAUGUGGAAUGACUGGUGAUGGAGUUAAUGAUGCUCCGGCUCUUAAAAAGGCUGACAUCGGCAUAGCUGUCGCUGAUGCAACUGAUGCGGCUCGUAGUGCUUCUGACAUUGUUCUGACAGAACCUGGUCUUAGUGUUAUCAUUAGUGCUGUACUGACUAGUCGGGCAAUAUUCCAGAGGAUGAAAAAUUACACGAUAUACGCAGUUUCCAUUACAAUACGUAUUGUGCUUGGUUUUAUGUUACUUGCUCUCAUAUGGCAGUUUGACUUCCCACCCUUCAUGGUGCUGAUUAUUGCUAUCCUUAACGAUGGUACCAUUAUGACAAUAUCGAAGGAUAGGGUGAAGCCAUCUCCUCUUCCAGAUAGCUGGAAGCUAGCUGAGAUCUUUACAACCGGAAUAAUUCUUGGUGGUUAUUUGGCUAUGAUGACAGUCAUUUUCUUCUGGGCAGCAUACAAGACAGACUUCUUUCCUCGUACAUUUGGGGUUCGAAGCCUUAAGCAAGAGGAUGAUUUUAGAAGGCUUGCCUCAGCAGUAUAUCUGCAAGUGAGUACUGUAAGUCAGGCCCUCAUAUUCGUGACAAGAUCCCGGACUUGGUCUUUUGUUGAGCGUCCUGGCUUGUUGCUUGUAGCAGCUUUUAUUGUUGCUCAGCUGUUUGCCACACUGAUUGCUGUUUACGCAAACUGGAAAUUUGCUGCAGUUCAAGGGAUUGGAUGGGGCUGGGCUGGUGUUAUCUGGCUCUAUAACAUCAUCUUUUAUAUCCCUCUUGAUUUUAUCAAGUUCUUUACCCGAUAUGCCUUAAGUGGGAGGGCUUGGGAUCUUGUUAUUGAGCAAAGGAUUGCCUUCACAAGGAAAAAGGAUUUCGGGAAGGAAGAACGGGAGCUUAAAUGGGCACAUGCACAAAGGACACUCCAUGGGCUUCACCCACCCGAGUCCAAGAUGUUCACUGAGCGCGCAAGUUACUCAGAACUUAAUCAAAUGGCUGAAGAGGCAAAAAGACGAGCUGAGAUUGCUAGACUAAGAGAAAUGAAUACAUUGAAAGGACAUGUUGAAUCAGUGGUGAGAUUGAAGGGGCUUGAUAUAGAUACAAUUCAGCAAUCAUACACUGUCUGAUAGAUCGUACACUUCCAUUCCUCAUGGUGUAAUGAUGGAAGCAAAAGAGCCAUAGUUUGUCAUUCUAUUGUAUAAAUCAUAUCCACCUACAUUUAUAUAUAAUUACUACAGUUGUUUCUAAACAUGUGCGAGUCUGCUUGAUUGUAAAUUGGGCUGCUAUUCGUUUCUCUUUCUUUAACAUUUCUUUUUUUUUAA